This is a messenger RNA of Perognathus longimembris pacificus (Pacific pocket mouse), 4669 nucleotides long. RefSeq names its product lipin 1 (gene Lpin1). Gene Ontology annotation, cellular component: mitochondrial outer membrane; nucleus. Gene Ontology annotation, biological process: triglyceride biosynthetic process; positive regulation of transcription by RNA polymerase II; fatty acid catabolic process. The record is from RefSeq and is a predicted model, not a curated record. The transcript has 22 exons. Bases 84 to 2927 code for a protein of 947 amino acids. Gene Ontology annotation, molecular function: transcription coactivator activity; phosphatidate phosphatase activity. NCBI's taxonomy places the organism in Eukaryota, Metazoa, Chordata, Mammalia, Rodentia, Heteromyidae.
AAGGCUGCCCCCGCACCGGCCCCGGCUGGGAGGCUGGGCAGACCAAGAGCUCCCCGGACUCGGCGUGGUCGUGGAUUCCGAUCAUGAGAGACCCCGGGUGGAUUCGGAACGUAUGGCCUUCGAACAUCAACGCCCAGACCAUGAAUUACGUGGGGCAGCUGGCGGGCCAGGUGUUUGUGACCGUGAAGGAACUCUACAAGGGGCUGAACCCCGCCACGCUGUCCGGAUGCAUCGACAUCAUUGUCAUCCGCCAGCCCAACGGGAGCCUGCAGUGCUCCCCUUUCCACGUCCGCUUUGGGAAGAUGGGGGUCCUGCGCUCCCGGGAGAAAGUGGUGGACAUAGAAAUCAACGGGGAGUCCGUGGACUUGCACAUGAAGCUGGGAGACAACGGGGAGGCGUUUUUCGUCCAGGAGGCAGACAACGACCAGGAGGUGAUCCCCAUGUACUUGGCCACCUCUCCCAUCCUGUCAGAAGGGGUGUCGCGCAUCGAGUGCCAGCUGAAAAGGAGCUCGGUGGACAGGGUGAGGAGCCUGGACUCCAGCACGCCCUCCCAGAGCCUGGCGCCCAGUGAGAGCCCCUCCAGCGGCUCGCUGGUGAAGAAGAGAAGGAAGAGGAGGCGGAAGUGCCAGCUGGACAGCCUGAAAAGAGACGACAGCAGCCACACGUCGGAGGACGAGGACAUGUUCCCCAUAGAGAUGAGCUCCGAUGAGGACUCGGGGCCCCUGGACGGCAGCAGCAGAACGCUUCACGCGGACGCCCCGCCAUUCCAAGACGAUAUUCCUAAGGAGAACCUCCCCUCCGUCUCCCCGUACCCGCAGUCGGCGUCGUACCCCAGUUCCGAUAGAGAGUGGUCCCCCAACCCCAGCAGCCCGGUAGAUUGCAAAAGGAACCCCCCUCAUCUUGUGGUCGCAGCCGAGGGAGUCCUGUCUAGUUCUUGCCCGCCACAGUCCUCCCAUUUCCAUGCUUCGGAAAGUCCCUCAGGAUCCCGACCCUCGACCCCAAAAAGCGACUCAGAAUUGGUCAGCAAGUCCACGGACAGGCCCAUGCAGAAGAACAACCUAGAAAUGCUGUGGCUGUGGGGGGAAUUGCCGCAGGCCGCAAAGUCUUCUCCGCACAAGAUGAAAGAAUCCAGCCCCCUGUGCAGCAGGAAAAUCUGUGAGAAGACUCACUUCCAGGCCAUUCACAGCGAGUCUUCAGACACGUUCAGCGACCAGUCGCCGACGUUAGCGGGAGGGCUGCUGGCCGAGCCCGGCAAGCCGCCCAUGGAGAUGCAGUUUGCGUGUGACGACGACCUGGAGGCCUUGGGAGCGGCCGCCCCGCCGCUACCUAUGGCCGAGGAGCUCAAGUCCCCCGCUUCCAGCUGCCUGCAGACGGGGGCCAAGAUGGACUCUCCUUCCAGGAAGAAGGACAAACGGAGCCGACACCUAGGUGCCGACGGCGUCUACCUCGAUGACCUCACGGACAUGGAUCCGGAAGUGGCAGCCCUGUAUUUCCCCAAAAACGGGGACCCCCCGGGACUCGCCAAGCCCGCCAGCGAGAGCGGCGUGCGCUCCGCCAACCAGUCCCCGCAGUCGGUGGGCAGCUCCGGCAUUGACAGCAGCGUGGAGAGCACCUCGGACGGGCUGAGGGACCUCCCGUCCAUCGCCAUCUCCCUCUGCGGGGGGCUCAGCGACCACCGGGAGAUCACAAAAGAUGCGUUCCUGGAGCAGGCCGUGUCCUACCAACAGUUUGUGGACAACCCCGCCAUCAUCGACGACCCCAACCUCGUGGUCAAGAUCGGGAAUAAGUAUUAUAAUUGGACAACAGCAGCGCCUCUACUCCUGGCGAUGCAAGCCUUCCAGAAACCUCUGCCAAAGGCUACCGUGGAAUCUAUCAUGAGGGAUAAGAUGCCCAAAAAGGGAGGAAGAUGGUGGUUUUCCUGGAGGGGCCGAAACACCACAAUCAAAGAGGAAAGUAAGCCAGAGCAGUGCCUGCCGGGAAAGAGCCACAGCACCGGAGAGCAGCCGUCCCAGCUCAGCAUGACGCCCAGGAUAAAGCAUGAGUCAUCUUCCAGCGAUGAAGAGCACGCAGCUGCCAAGCCGUCAAGCACGGGCCACCUCCCUCUCCUGGCCAAUGUCAGCUACAAGAAGACGCUGCGCCUCACUUCCGAGCAGCUGAAAAGCCUGAAGCUGAAGAAUGGCCCCAAUGAUGUGGUGUUCAGCGUCACCACGCAGUACCAGGGCACCUGCCGCUGUGAGGGGACCAUCUACCUGUGGAACUGGGACGACAAGGUCAUCAUUUCUGACAUCGAUGGGACCAUCACCAGGUCAGACACCCUCGGCCACAUUUUGCCCACGCUCGGGAAGGACUGGACCCACCAGGGCAUCGCUAAGCUGUACCACAAAGUGAGCCAAAACGGAUAUAAGUUCCUCUACUGCUCGGCCCGGGCCAUCGGGAUGGCAGACAUGACGCGAGGCUACCUGCACUGGGUCAACGAGAGGGGCACGGUGCUGCCCCAGGGCCCGCUGCUGCUCAGCCCCAGCAGCCUCUUCUCGGCCCUGCACAGAGAGGUGAUUGAAAAGAAGCCAGAAAAGUUUAAAGUCCAGUGCUUGACAGACAUCAAGAACCUGUUUUUCCCGAACACGGAGCCCUUUUAUGCUGCCUUUGGGAACCGGCCGGCGGAUGUGUAUUCCUACAAGCAAGUGGGAGUGUCCUUGAACCGCAUCUUCACCGUGAACCCCAAAGGCGAGCUGGUGCAGGAGCAUGCCAAGACCAACAUCUCCUCGUACGUGAGGCUCUGCGAGGUGGUGGACCACGUGUUCCCGCUGCUGAAGCGGAGCCAUUCCUCGGACUUCCCCUGCUCGGACACCUUCAGCAACUUCACCUUCUGGAGGGAGCCGCCGCCGCCCUUCGAGAACCAGCCGGACCUGUGCCAGCGGCCCCUGUGAGGCCCGAGGCGGGCGCCACCCAUUAAAGCAUAGGUUGUGGGGACCCCCGCGCGGCACCGUGUGGCCCUCUUGCUCAGGAGGAAGGAGAAGCCCUUCUCCUCUGCCCCGCCCCGUCCAGGCGACCCGGCCCGGAGCCCGCGCCGCGCCGCCGCCGCGUAGCGCGUGCUGUGCGUCCCAGCCGCGGCGUCCUACCCACAAUGCCUCGCUCGCUCGCUCGCUCGCUCGCAGCCCGCCCGGAUGCUAGUUCCCAGUCAGCACCGCGCGCGGGCCCCGACCUCGGCCGGCCGAAGAGGGCCGUCUGCGCCUGCGCGCGUCCUGCCGCGCACCGGUCCCCGAGGACCACCCCGCGCGCUUGACUCGCGGCGGAGUCCGCACCCCCCGCACCCGUGCGGGCCAGGGCUGCGAGGGAGGGGCGACGGGACCCGCCCCCGAGCUGGCCGCCCCUCCCCGCGGCCGCCCUCCGGCCUCGGCCUCGCCAGUGCCCCCGGGCAGUCGUUGGCUGGCGGUCCCGGUCGGCGGCCCGCGCCCCGCGACCCGCGCCGUCGGCCUUUGCGUCCCCACGGUUUUUGCCUUACUGCAUGGUGAGAGGCCUUUCAUUUAGCGUGCACGGGCCCUCGCUCCCUCGCUCCCUUGCAAGGCCUCGGGGCGGCGGGACGAGUGAGUCCGCUCACCCGCAGCCAGCGGAGCUCGCCAGGGGAACGCGCAGAGCACUGAGGCCCAAGGACGACGACGACGAGGAGGAUGAGGAUGAGGAUGAUGAUGAUGAUGAUGAUGUGGAUUCUUUUGCUUCUUAGUUGUUUUAAAGAAACACAGUUACGUUAUCUUCUUUAUAGGUACUAUUUAUUGCUGUGCUCAGAGUGGACUUUUCUGUUGUAAGCCUUGUAGCUGUAUUCUUUGGAUGACAACUGUCCUGGGUACAUGAAACAGAUCAUAAGUAAGCUAGAUGACCCAAAGAGACUUCUGUCGGUCGGACACCCUGACCUUCUGGAAUUUAUGAGUACUUUAUUUCCCCUAGUGUUUUCCACUCAAGAACAGCUUGAGUGACAUUCUCUUAACCUAAUCCUCCUUCAUUAAACUGACUUGCGGUCAGAACAAUGUGAAAAGUGAAAGAAUUAUUUUGGUAAAAGAUUGUGCUUUACUUUCCACUGUAUUCUUAUCAUUAUUGUUGUUGUUGUUGUUUAAAGACUGUGAUGCUCCCUUGACUGACAUGCUUUACUAUUUAAAGUUCAUAGGUAAGAGUCACAGGAGGCCAAAGAUGGAACUGUUGAAUGAAACGUUACUCUUUCUGUGAAAGAAAACCCCGAGUUGCCCCCUGGGUCACAGUGGGUGGGCUCCGUGAGGGGCAGCCCUCUCCUGGGCGCUUCCCGGAGGUGACGGAGGCACCUCAGAUGGACGUGGAGACACAGGCACGCGUGUGUUGACUCCCUUUUGGAGGCAUUCAACGUCAUUUUAACAAACUCCCUGGGCUUGCUCACUAGUGACCCCUAGAGGCUGGGCAGCCCUUCUGCCACCUAGGCAGGUUUUUUUCCCCAGUGGAUUUCAACUGCGGUGACGCACAUACCUGCGAAUGCAGCCCGCCGGGGUCACCUGGCUCCCCCCUUGCACCUCGGAGGAUCUCCGGCUGUGGGAGUGGGCAUCUGUCCACCCUCGCAGGCCGCCGGCGGUCUGAGCUCGUGCAUCUUAGCACUCUUGAUUUUGAUGUACCUGAAACCUCCACAUCACUCCCCCCCUCCCCUUCUUAA